Messenger RNA from Closterium sp. Naga37s-1, 580 nucleotides. NCBI's taxonomy places the organism in Eukaryota, Viridiplantae, Streptophyta, Zygnematophyceae, Desmidiales, Closteriaceae. The record is from the annotation of a GenBank genome assembly.
AAGCGCUGUGCGGGCGGUUUGCCCGAAUUGCGUAGAUGUAUCUUCAAGUAUUAACCACUUGAAGAGGAGAAUUGAGGAAUUGGAGGAAGCGAAGAGUAAAGCCGCUGGGUUGCUUCCACAAAAACUCAAAGGCAUGCUGCUGGAUGCUUCCUUUUGUGAUACUGUGUUGGAGACAAGUGAUGGGAAAGUGAUUCGUGCUCACCGUUGCAUUCUCGCUGCAUGGUCUCCUGUAUUCUCAAGAAUGCUUAGCAGUGGAUUCCAAGAAGGGCAGAGUCAAUGUGUUCAAAUACAAGAUAUGGAUCGUCCCACUUUGGACCUCCUUCUAACUUUCAUGUACACAGGAGUUGUGGACGUAACAGGUGAAACAACUAAGGGACUGGAGCUCCUAGUUGCUGCUGACAAGUAUGGAGUCCAGGAACUCAAGCAACGCCUGGAUGAGGAUCUGUGCGGAGAAAUCAAUGAUGAAACUGCUUUUGAAUGCUUGAGGAUUUCGGAUAUGCACAGUGCAACAUCCCUAAGAGAGGCUUCGUCAGAAUAUAUAUUGAACAUGGACCCCGAAGCAAGUAUGCUUCAUUUAAAG